Molecule: messenger RNA, 1360 nt
Organism: Cladocopium goreaui
Lineage: Eukaryota; Dinophyceae; Suessiales; Symbiodiniaceae
Source: the annotation of a GenBank genome assembly
AUGCAGGAUGCUGCAGGCCAGGCUCUCAACUUCGAGGAACGCUUGCAUGCAUCGCUCGUGUCUUCUGCAACAGAACAUGGAAGGAACCUUACAGACCUCGGCAUUCGCUUUGCUGUCAAUCAAAGAGCUGGUUUCUUCAUUGGUAAGCAGUUUAUGCUGAAAUCCCCAUGCGUUCGAAACAUUGAAGCUUUCAAGAAGUUACGUGGUUUCUUGGACCCAUUUCGGGCAUACGCAAGGAAACACUUGAAAGGAGCUAAGAUAUUUUCGCGGUAUAGCCUAGCCCAUCUCCAAGAAGCUUGGGAAAGGUUUCAGCAGGCAGUGGCUGAUGCGUGGGAAUUGGCAGGGUCAGAUAGCACAAAUUUUAUGCAGAAAGUCCGUGCGUCCUAUCAGGCAACGGCACCUUCACGCCAGAGGCACCUGCAAUCCUGGGAGCGGCAGCAAAUGGCCAUACAAGACAAGAACAAGUAUCGGCCUAAGAGAUUGCAAGACUGCAGCACCAAGCACCUAGAGCGUCGGGAGCAACAAGGCAUGGCCAGGGAGGACAAGAACCAGCAUCGUCCACGGGCACUGCGAGAAAGGAGCACCCGGUGUCUGGAGCACCGGGAACGCCAGCAGAUGGCUAUGAAUGACAAGAAUCGGCAUCGGCCACGGCGACUGCGGUUUUCUUUCCAGAAAUCGUUUGCUGAGAAUGUUCUGUCGAGGAAACUGUCGGCUUUGAAGUCACUGCUUGUGAGAUGGGAGCACGUGCUAACCAAACAGGCACGUUUAGCAGACAAAGAGUACUGUAAAGCGUUGCGCAUGCGCAAGUUGCAACGGAAGAAAGACUAUGAAGAGCGAAGGCGACUGGAAGUCAUCAACAGAAAGCGGAUCCGUGAGGAAGAGCAAUUGAAAAGUUUCACCCGGCCCUUCUCGCCAGACCUAAGCGUGACCAUCGCAGCCGUUCACGUCGUCGCGGCCGUGACGGCCGCGACCAUGGGGGCAAGGGACGUCACGCGCGAGGAAGGAGUCGUGGAGGUCCCGGUGGUCGUCCAAUGGGAGGUAAGGGUGGCCGACCCGGUCCACCGGAACCCCGUGGACCACGAGGAGAACCUAAGGCAGCUGCUGCUGCUGAAAUCAGCGCGCUGCGCCGCUGACCAAUGUCCCUGCUUUUUGCCCAUUGCGCCGCAGCGGUUCCGCAGCAGGAAAUGGCUGACGCAAUAGGCACCCGGCGCCGAGCAGCUCGGGUCGGUGCAACGUGGUGCAACCGGUUUUCACAGCUGCGCUAACCGCGUCGCGGAUUUGUGCGGCUGCCGUGGAGAGCGACUCAGUGAGUCUUAAACGAAAUGGGCCCUCAACGAAAAGUCAUGGUCGGUCUGAAAAU